Molecule: messenger RNA, 879 nt
Organism: Colletotrichum godetiae
Lineage: Eukaryota; Fungi; Ascomycota; Sordariomycetes; Glomerellales; Glomerellaceae
Exons: 1
Coding region: 362-847 (161 amino acids)
Source: RefSeq, a predicted model, not a curated record
UGCGGGGAGCAAAAGGUUAUUAUAACGUUUGCCCACCGAGUCUCCCAACGCUACGCACAGCCAAUGACACCCGUUCACCAGAUCAUAGGUAAUAGUUCUCAGGCUUAUACGGGGUCAGCCUACCCAUCCAUGCACAAAUAACCUCUGUCUCAUCGCAAUAAGGUGGUUCUAUUUACUUUGCUAGUCUCUGCGGCGUGAAACUAGCAGUAUCUGCGCUCUUCUUAUAUCGUCAACCUUCCCUGCCCCAAUCUUCAGCCUGCUUGCCCUAGUGGACUGAUUAGUGAUGCCUUCCUGAUUCCAUCAUCUUUCGUUCAGGGUGAAUCUUGCCCAGCGUCUCUCAGUAUCCUCCUCGCUAGGCGUGAUGACUUUUCGCAAGCGCUGGGCAUGGGUGUUUGGGGUUAUUGUCGUCCUUCUUACACUCACUACGCCCGUCAGCGCUCAUCACAAGAAGAAACCCGAUACGUUAGCCCCUCUGCCGGCUCCAAUACCGAGGCCGUCUGUAACUCCAGGACCGAGACCAAAGCCUCCGCCUGCGCCUGUGCCAAUCGUACCACCGGGCCCUAAGCCAAAGCCAACGGUAACUCCAACUGCGAUACCAAAAGCACCUCCGGCCCCGGUGCCCAUCGCACCGCCAGCGCCUAAACCGAAGCCGAAUCCACCAAAGGCAAAGCCUGAGUUCACCGAAGAGGAGAUUAACAAUGGAACGGCUCUGGCGAAACUGAAUAAGAGAGCCCUCGAAAAUGCGCGGAGUAUCAAUGUGCCACAGAAACAUCCAAUAUCCAACAUCACCACAAAUGGUACGAGGCUGUGUCAAGGAGAAGGGGUGUUGAUGAGAAAAGAAUGGUGAGGAACAAAAAUUUCCCCUCCUGCGUUCCCAGA